UUUUUCAGUUCAGUGCCCAUUAUCCGCCGAUCAUCGUCAGUCAUCGUUUGCAAGGGGAGCAUUGGUGCCCUCGCUCAUUCCCUUCAAGGCUUCCUGCGGCUCGUGCGCUAUGAACGCGUUGCGUAAAACUACAGCAAUCCUCCACCGCAACGUUGGACGGCGCUUCUCCUCCACGUUCGGUGUAGUCUUCGACGUCGAUGGUGUGUUACUGCGUGGCAAAACUCCAAUCCCAGGCGCUCGAGAGGUGCUGCUAGAGCUGGAAGCGACCAACACUCCGUUCGCCAUCAUGACGAACGGUGGUGGCUACCCUGAGGACAAGAAAGCUCGCCAGAUCGAACAGAUCUUGGGCGGUGGCGUGUCUGUCCCCACCGAACGCAUGUGCAUGAGUCACACGCCGAUGCGCGAACUCGCACACAAACACCGUGACGAGCUGGUGCUGGCUGUCGGUAAGGACUGCGCUGAGAUCCGCAAAGUUAUGGCCAACUACGGCUUCAACCACGUGAUCACUGUAGACCAAUUACACCGCCAUUUCCCCCCAAUGUACCCGGACGUCAAGGUGCAAGACCCUCUGAACCACGACGGACGCUUCGACUCCCAGCCAUUUGCGGCCAUAUUUGUGCUCAUUGACCCCAUAUAUUGGGGACGAGAGCUGCAGAUUACCAUGGACGUAUUGUGCUCGCCCAAUGGACUACUGGGCCAACGCACAGUGGAGGGAGAUGGCAAGGGCGAACGCCAACACAUCCCUCUUUACUCGGCGUGCUCGGAUUUCCAGUAUGUAGGAGAGUUCCACCUGCCACGCUACGGCGCAGGAGCGUUCCAUGCAGUACUGGAGGAUUUAUUCACCCGUACGACGGGCCAUAAACUGGAGAAAACGCUGUUCGGGAAGCCUCAACGCACGUCGUUCGAGUUUGCUGAGACGCUCAUUGAUGCACAACAUGAAGACGUGGAACGCAUUUACAUGGUGGGGGACAACCCAAAGACGGAUAUUCGUGGGGCUAAUGAAGCUGGUGGCAGGUGGAAGUCGGUGCUUACCCUCACGGGCAUGCACGUUGGACCUGAGAACCACGAGGAACACCCGGCGUAUGAAGUUGUAGACGACGUGGCACAGGCGCUGGCCUUCAUCAAAGAGGACUUUGCUAAGAUGCAGGCGGAGAAGAAGUAAAUGAGGCUGAAGAAUAGUAGGCUGUUGCCUAGAUCUCCUAGAAUUGGUGUCAAAGAGGAUCUUAUCUUUUGUGGUUACUGACAUGUGAAUUGCACAGUGACAUGGUUUGUUUUCUCCAGAUUUUUCCUAUACAUUGAUCUUCACCGAAAAUUAGACC
Messenger RNA from Phytophthora nicotianae INRA-310, 1319 nucleotides. RefSeq names its product TIGR01456 family HAD hydrolase. Gene Ontology annotation, cellular component: mitochondrion. Bases 110 to 1162 code for a protein of 350 amino acids. Gene Ontology annotation, biological process: glycerophospholipid biosynthetic process. The record is from RefSeq and is a predicted model, not a curated record. Lineage: Eukaryota; Oomycota; Peronosporomycetes; Peronosporales; Peronosporaceae. The transcript has a single exon.